GCCCAGUCAGCGACUCGUCAGAUGAGAAACAUUUGCGACGUUAAAGAUGCUUAUUAGCGCAACAAACGCCACACUGUCUGCCGUUGAUAGCGAGAUGACAGGCGACGGGGAUGCGCGGCGCUCGUUCGGGUAGAUUAAUGAGGUUGUUAGUGCGGAGCGUUGCGGACUUUUGGAGAAAGACCCCCACUCUUCGCGCAUGCGCCUGACUCUUGUAAACAGAGACGCGCACGAGACCAGACGGACAAAAGGCCUCAUGAGCGACGCGCGGCAGGUGACGCGACGCGCACAGGUGUGAAUAUUACAAACGAUGAGCGCGUUAACGGACGCAUUCGGACGCUUGACGAGUUCAACAAACAACAACGCGAGUUUCCCGUUAUUAACGCGCGACUGAAGCGUCCGUUAGCCUGCGGUUUAUUUAGUCAGUGUUUUGGUGUCGUUCUUCGAUCUUUGUCCCGGGAUAAACGGGAUAUGUCAUUCACGAUGGAGGAUACUCUAGAGUCCGGCUGGGUUUCGGUGCGACCGAAUGUUUUUGAGGAGAAAGAAAAGCACAAGUUCGUCUUCAUCGUCGCGUGGAACGACAUCGAGGGAAAGUUCGCCGUCACGUGCCACGACCGAACCGUGCAGAAACGGACCGCGGUGCGGGACUCGCUGCUGCUCGAGGCGGCCGAGGGGGAACUGACCGCGGGCAAACAACAGCGUCCCGCCAGAGACAGGCCUCCGCCGAAGAGUCCGGACCGGGAAUCCAAUUCCAGCAGACCGGUGGCGAGAAGUCCGAGCAAAGCGAGCGGAACCGCCAAGAGUGGCGACAUGGAAGUUCUAGACCCGAUCCCCGGUGUGGCGGAUGAAGUACCGGAGGUCCCGGACGAUCUGGACCCGAAUCUGCGGGAGGACUUCAGCUGGGCCGGACUCUUCUCGUUCCUGGACAUGCGGGCCGUUCACCUGCAGCUGUGCGCCGUCAACUCGGACCUGGAACCGUGUCUGCCCGCCUUCCCCGAGGAGCAGACGGGCGUGUGGUCGGUUCUGUUCGGGGUUCCGGAGAUGAGCGCGCGCGAGAUGGAGGCGCUCUGCUUCCAGCUGCAGGUGUAUCUGGGUCACGCGCUCGACACCUGCGGAUGGAAGAUCCUGUCUCAGAUUCUGUUUCCGGACAACGACGAUUCUGAGGAGUAUUAUGAGAGUUUGAGUGAACUCCGACAGAAGGGAUAUGAAGAUGCGCUCCAGAGGAACAAGAGACACCUGCAAGAGUUGUUGGAGCGUCAGCGUGCUGUGGACAGUAUGGUGGAGCUGCUGCAGUUGUACUCUGAACAGGAUGAAGCGUACAGCGAUCUGGUGGAGGCCACGACUGAACUCUAUCACUAUCUGCUACAACCAUUCAGAGACAUGAGAGAACUCGCCAUGCUGCGCAGACAACAGAUCAAGAUCUCUCUGGAGACGGAGCACUUGGGUCCGCGGCGGGUGGAGUCUCUGCGCCGGGAGGAUGAUGAUUGGCAGAGGAAGGCUCAUACGGCUGUGCUGUCCAUACAGGAUCUGACGGUGAAAUACUUUGAGACCACGGCACGAGCACAGAAGGUGAUGUACGAGCGCAUGCGUGCUGACCAGAGGAAGUUUGGUAAAGCUGCGUGGGGCGCUGCAGUGGAGCGCAUGGAGAAACUACAGUAUGCCGUUUCCAAGGAAACACUACAGCUGAUGCGUGCCAAAGAGAUCUGUUUGGAACAGAGAAAGCAUGGACUCAGAGAGGAGAUGCAGGGUCUGCAGGGUGGAGAUGACGCAAUGGUGCGAUUGGACCAGCUGGAGGCGCUGUACUAUGAGCUUCAACUGCAGCUCUAUGAGAUUCAGUUUGAGAUCCUCAAGUAUGAAGAGCUGCUGUUGACUGCACAGCUGCAGAGUCUGCGCAGACAGAUGAGCGAGAGACAGGAGGAGGUGGUGUACUACGACACAUAUGAGAGCCCUGACGCCAUGAAGGCCACUGACGACUCGCCAACCCCUUUGACCCCGCCUAGAGAUGAUGUCACCAAGUUACAGCAGAGGACUCGCCAACUGGAGGCCAGGAGAGGCCGCAUCACCGCCAAGAAAGCCUACCUCAAAAACAAGAAGGAAAUCUGCAUCAUUAAUCACAAACAGAAAAUACAGCAGCGGCAGAGCGGCACAGGCUGUGUUUCCCAGCAGGCUCUGCGGCAGGAUGAAGAGGAGGAGGAAGAGCAGCGCAUCUCUCGAUUCAGUCAGGAGAGACAGAGAACUCUAGAUCGACUGCGCAGCUUCAAACAGCGUUACCCAGGUCAGGUGACUCUGAAAUCCACACGUCUGCGAUUGGCGUACUCCAGAAACAAAACCGGUCUGACCCAAACCACCGCGAGACUGGAGCCACCACAGACGCAGGCCACUAGCGUGCAGACGGAAGAUGCUCCAGCACCUCUAGAACAUUCCGCAGGAGUCCCGGAGCUGUGCAGGCCUGACAGUUUCCUGUCUCUGCCCACAAUGGGCACGGUCGUCGCCGAGGUCACCCCUCCGGCCGCUGCGCACGCAUCACUUCCUCCUGCCCGAGAGCUCCUGCUGCUGGACUCCUCCACUUCGCCCAUCUCCCCUCCUCCUCCACCCCCACCACCUCCUCCACCUCCUCCACCCCCUCCCUCUCUAGAGGAGAUGCCCGCAGACGGGCAGUGCCAGUCAAGCAGCCCCCUGCAGCAGCCCACAGCUGACAGUCCGCUCGCCCCGUUCUCCGCCCGGUUCUUCGACAGCAGUCAGCUGGUGAAUGCCAGGAAGAAGCUGAGGAAGACCUCGUCACUGGAGUCUAACCAGUGGAGGAGAGCGAGCUCUCCGAUGGACGAGGUUUUAGCCAGUCUGAAGCGCGGCAGUUUCCACCUGCGGAAGGCCGAGCUGCGCGUGCUGGCUCCCGAUCCGGACGAGGAUGACGGGAAUAAUAUUCUGGCUCAGAUCAGGAAGGGCGUGAAGCUGCGUAAAGUGCGGCGGCAGGAGAGCGGCGUGAAGGGAAUGAUGCACGAUUCCACCGACCCGCUGACACGCAGCAUUCACGAGGCACUGAGACGCAUUAAAGAGGCUUCGCCCGAAUCAGACUCUGAGGACGAGACACUGCCCUGCACAGACUGGGAGAGCUGAACCACUGCUGACACACACACACACACACACACACCACACACACACACACACACACACACACUGAUCCAGUCAAACUCAACAGUGUGUUCUGUGACAAACAUGAUCUGCUCUUGUAUUAUGUCAAUAUGAAGAUCAGAACAUCAGAGAGUGUGUGUGUGUGUGUGUGUGUGUGUGUGUGUGUGUGUGUGUGUGUGUGUGUUUACCUCACAAAACAUCCCAACAGCUGAACUAGUACACAACAGAUUACACUUUCACCUGUCUCUCUCUCUCUCCAGCUCUCUGUCUGUCUGUCUCUCUUAAUGAAACAAACAUUCACAACAAGCAUUCCUCUCUGAAUAUGUCGAGUGUGUUAUUCCAGUUAUUGGUCAUGAAUUCCAUUUAUUUGUGUCUUUAUAUGUGAUAGCAAAAUAGUGUUUUUUGAAUUAGUCGAGAGUUUUGUUUUAGUAAAAGCUGGUGAUAUCGGUCAGUAAUCAGUCUGUGUGGCACUCAGCUGGUAAGAAUGAGUGGCAUGACAGAAUGAAACCAGUCAAGAACAUGUCUAGGCCAUAUUUCAUCCCCAAAUCUGUGUUGUACUUACAGAAAACAAAGCCAUUAAGAUUUGUAUUAUUUAAGCACAUUUCCCCCAAAUUCUCUUUACUUUUAUGUGAAUUGAAAAGUAACUUAUUUAUACAUCAUGGUAGUUAUUCUGCCUUUCAUUUGUGUGGAUUUUCACCGUAUAGACACAAGACAUAAACAACAUGAUUUUACUGUGAUAAAAUCACUUACUAACCACAUCUGUGUAAAGUUAUACCGGGAUUACAGGGUUUUGUCGUCACACAGUUAAAAAUGUUGGAUAUAACUCUUCAUGGCCUUAAAAACAGGCAUCAUUUUCAUUGUGCAAAAUAUACAUUAUUUCUUUGUUGAUUUUGGGGUGAAAUAUGAGCUGCUGAUGUUUUCAUGAGAUUCUCACUGCAGUAACACGUGUGUCACCAUAACACAGUGUUUUACUACAAUCAUUGUCUUGAUUUUAAGGGUCUCUAGUUUUAUCUACUUGUAGCGUAUCUUUGUUUAGUUGCUGUCACUUCUGUUUGAUUUGAAUUCAUUCACGUUAUUUGUGAUUAAGUUUUUGUUUUUAAAGGUUGUGUAUUUUCUUCUAUUUUCAUGUCCAUGAACCAGUGGACACCUGUGUUUGACAUCAGCUCAUACAGCACUGAAACAGCUGUAAGAUCUUCUGAGAGCUGAUAGGUCAGUCUGUCACUCAUGUUCACGUGCCUUUUGCACUCGUUAUGUCAAUAAGGCCACAGUGAGUGUGAUGCGACGUGUCAAACUGCUCUAAAAACUGAAUACUGAUGUGUAGCGUGACUGUGGUUACGCACAGCUUGUACUGUCUGGUGUCGGUGGACGCACCCUCAACACUGUUCUGAUAAAUCUGAUCUCAGAUCAGCAGAAGGGAAUUUGACAUGUUUUUCAUCAUGUGUACUGUAUUUAGCUCUUGAUAUGAGUUUUGUCUUUUAAUCAUAUUAAUUGUUCUAUGCAUUCUUAUUUCAAUCAAACCUUUGUUUUAAUUAGUUUUUGCAGCUGCAUUGAAACAACACUACAGUUCUUAAUUAUUCCGCUCUACUAAACUCCUUAAAACUGUUAAAGAUGCCAAUAUGUGACUGGAGAAGACCCAAAAACUAGAUAUGUGCAAUAUUAUAUUAGAAACUGAUAUUUUUCCUGUUUAUUAUAUUUAAAAAAAAAAUUAAAAAAAAAAACAGCAAAUCCAUCAGCAUGUUUGCCUAAAGGACAUGUAUUUAUUGACUUAAAAUAAAUAUUUAAAAAUGUAAAGCAAUAUCAUACAAAUGUAAAAUGACUUUUUUGAAACUCCAAUUUUGCUUUUACUCUGCUUUUCCAGCCAUUGUACUUAUUUUACAUUUGCAUUUUCCCCUUACGUAAAUAAAAUAUAAAAAGAAA
Myxocyprinus asiaticus (Chinese sucker) is the source of this 5043-nucleotide messenger RNA. RefSeq names its product junction mediating and regulatory protein, p53 cofactor (gene jmy). Gene Ontology annotation, molecular function: Arp2/3 complex binding; actin binding; transcription coactivator activity. Gene Ontology annotation, biological process: Arp2/3 complex-mediated actin nucleation; positive regulation of apoptotic process; intrinsic apoptotic signaling pathway by p53 class mediator. Bases 469 to 3111 code for a protein of 880 amino acids. Gene Ontology annotation, cellular component: nucleus; cytoplasm. The transcript is spliced from 10 exons. The record is from RefSeq and is a predicted model, not a curated record. Lineage: Eukaryota; Metazoa; Chordata; Actinopteri; Cypriniformes; Catostomidae.